Molecule: messenger RNA, 2640 nt
Organism: Dictyostelium discoideum AX4
Lineage: Eukaryota; Evosea; Eumycetozoa; Dictyosteliales; Dictyosteliaceae
Product: C2 calcium/lipid-binding region-containing protein
Exons: 4
Coding region: 1-2640 (879 amino acids)
Source: RefSeq, a predicted model, not a curated record
AUGAUGAAACAUAAAGGAAAAGAUGUUUUAAAAGUUAAAGUUGAAAUAUUAGUUAAAAAAGUAGGCAAUUUAAAAGAAUUAAAUGGUGGAUCAGUUUUUGUUUAUUGGAGAAGAGGUACAUCUAAACAAUCAGGUGAAACACAUCAUAUGAUAGUUAGAAAUGGUGAAGCCAUUUUUGAAGAGAAAAUUUCAUUUGAGAGUAAAUUCUUUAUAGAUGCUAAAUCUCAAAAACCUGAUGAAAAGAAAUUAUCACUUCAAUUAAAAGAAGAGAAAAAGAAAUCACAAGGUAAAGUUUUAGGUAAAAUAGAAUUGGAUUUAACAUCAUACAUGAAUUCAAAACAUAAUCAACCAAUAACUUUAUCAUUUACAAAAGGUUUAAAACCUGAACCACAAAUAUUUUGUUCAUUUAAUACUAUACCAUUAAAACAUAAUAAUAAACCAUUAAUUAAAGUAGGUGGUAAAGAUGCAUCAAAAGAUCCAAGAAUAGUUAGAACAUUUGGUGGUGAAGAUUACUUUUUAGAUAAAACUGAUGAUGAAUUAUCAGAUACAACUGUUGAUACUUCUAUGGCAAAUGAUAUUACAUCAAAUGAUUACUCAGAUGAAGAUAUAAAUGAUGAUUUAGGAGAAAGUAAAAAAGAUUUAAAGAAUGAAAUUGAUAGAUUAUAUAAAGAGAUUGAAGGUAUAGAGAGUGAAAGCUAUGAAAGAUUACAAACUAUCAAAGAGAAAGAAAAAGAUAUAGAAUCAUUAAAAAAACAAAUUAAAAUUUUAUCUGAAGAUAAUCUUGAAAAAGAUAUAAAAAUUGAAAAUCUUUUAUUAGAAAAAGAUAAUUUAAUUGAACAACAAGUUAAUGAAGUUGCAAGAUAUUCUUCUGAUCCAACAUCAGAAGUUGAAAUAUUAAGACAAGAAAAGAUGGAAAAGAUAGCGAUAAUUACAGCACAGGAGAAAGAGAUAUCAAAAUUAAAGAAGCAAAUUAAACAAACUGCAUUAUCUAAUACAGAAUUUUCAAGUACGUCAGGUGCAGAUUUAAGAACUAAAUAUCAAGCAUUGCAACAAGAGAAUGAGCAACAAGAAAAGUUGAUAUCACAAUUGGAAAAGGAGAAACAGGAUUUAAUAGAAAAACAACAACAGCAACAGCAACAACAACAGCAGUUAUAUUCAUCAGCAUCAUCUUUAUCGAAUAUUGGUGGAAAUGCAGGAUCGUUAAAUAACGGUAAAAAGAUACAAAGUCCAGAGAUUGUGCAAACUAAAUCGAAUAAUACAUCAGGAUCAAUUGAAGAAUUGAGAAAACAAUCAGCAGCUUAUAAACAAGAGUUGGAUGAAAAGGCAUUAGUUGAAAGAAGUAUAUUUUUAGGUGAAGUGCAAUUCAGAGGGAAUUUACCAGUUAGUGGUAUUAAUUUAUUCGAUGGUUUGAUCGCAUUGGGUGUAUUGAAAGAUUAUAAAAUUGGUGUCAGAGUUUUCUCAAGUAUUAAUAUCGCAUUUGAACAUACUUUUAAAAAGUCAUCAUCAGAUUCUUCAUUAUUGGCUUACUGGUUAUCAACUUCAUGUUUAUUAUUAGCAAAAAUUAAAAAUAAAAUGGAAUUAGAUCAACCACUUGCCAAUGGUGGUGGUGGUGGUGGUGGUGGUAAUUCCAGUCCACAAUAUGACCAAAAUGGUCAAUUAUCACCAAUUUCAAGUUUUGAAUAUAAUUUAAAAACAAUUAUCUUUAAAUUUUAUUCAAAAUUAGUUCAAAAUGCUUAUAAUAAAUUAUCACCAGUUUUGGUUAAAAGUAUUUUACAACAUGAUAUUCUAGCAUUUAAUAGUGGUAAAAUUUCAAGGAGAAAAUCAACACCUGAUAUUAAUUUAAACAAUAUUAAUUCAAAUAAUAAUAGUAAUGAUGGUGCUGGUGGUAUUGGUGUUGGUGGUGUUAUUACAACAUCUGGUAGUAUACCAUCUUCACCUCAACUUCAUUCUCAUAAUAAUAAUAGUAAUAAUAAUAAUAAUAAUAAAAAUAAUAAUAAUAAUAAUUUUAAUAGUAAUUUAACAAGUAAUACAACAUUAGAUAUUUUACAAGAAUUCUUUGAAAUAUUAAGACAAAAUUAUGUUCAUCCAAGUUUAAUUGGUCAAUUUUAUUCACAAUUAUUUUAUUAUAUAAAUGCAUGGUUAUUAAAUUCAUUGAAUAAUAUUAGAGGAUUGUGUUCGGUGGUUAAUGGUUUCCAAAUGAAGAUUGAGUUAUCAAAGAUUCAAGAUUGGGUUUCAAUUAGUCAUUUAGAUGAAUCAAUUAAUCAAUUGGAACCAAUGAUUGAAACUGCUAAUCUAUUGGUAAUGGAUAAAGAGUUGUUAUCGGAUGAGGAAGUACUUCACCAAGUUUGUCCAUCAGUUUCAAUGUAUCAAAUUAAACAUUUACUACAAUCUUUUCAAACUGAUCAAAUCAAUAGUGAAGAAAUACCUGAUUCUGUUUUUCAUUCAAUUGAUAGACUAAUUCAUAUUAGAAAUGAACCAUUACAUGCUGAUAUCAAUUUAGAUAUCUCUUUUAUGCAUCAAUUAUCUUUAGAUUUCUUAACAAAAGAUCCCCAAUAUGGUAGAGAAAGAAAAGAUAAUACAACUACUACUUUUAAUAUAAAUUCUUAUAAUACUGGUAGUAGUACUUUUAAAAGAUUUUAA